GGUGUGGCCUGCAUUGUUUUUAACAGCAGUCAGUUUCAGUUGAAACAUUUCAGGUGGAGCAGAGAGACAGGACGACAGAUUAUUUUGAACAGAGAUUUUAACCAACGGAUCCAGCAGUGAUGUCCUCGAGGCCGAAUGGGAGUCCACCUCCCUACGAAUCAGAUACUGGAUAUAAUGUGCCCCCCCAACCAGCCUAUUCCUACUACCCAGACGAUGAGUUCCAGCAUUUCUACCGCUGGACGUCUCCACCAGGCAUCCUCAAAAUCAUGUCCAUCAUCUCCCUCGUGAUGUGCGUGGCCAUAUUUGCCUGCGUUGCCUCCACGCUGGCCUGGGACAGUCAGGGAGCGAUGGGAGGCUAUGGAGGGUCCUACGGGGGAACUGGGGGUGGUGGGUAUGGUGGUGGUGGUGGGUAUGGUGGUGGCGGUGGGUAUGGUGGCGGUGGGUUUGGAGGCGGUGGAUAUGGAGCUGGAAACAGCUAUGGCUACGGUGGGCUCGGAGGAAACUACAAUGACCCCCGCAAGGGCAAAGGAUUCAUCAUCGCCAUGGCAGCCAUCACCUUCAUCGCCUGCCUGGCCAUCUUCAUCAUCGUCGUUUCUCACCAGACCCUAUCAACAAGCAGGAGGUUCUACCUAGCAGUCGUGAUCAUCAGCGCUAUCUUAGCACUGCUAAUGCUAAUAGCAGCUAUAGUGUACCUGGUGGCAGUGAACCCCGGCGCUCAGUCCUCGGGAUCGGCCUUCGGCAGCCAGAUCGCUGCACUAUGUGCUCCGUACAAACAAACACAGCCCAUUGGAAUGUUACAGAAUCAGUAUCUGUACCACUACUGCGUUGUGGAGCCACAAGAGGCCAUCGCGGUAGUGUUCGGCUUCCUGGUCGCCAUCGCUCUCAUCAUCAUGCUCGUCUUCGCUCUGAAGACUCGCAAGAAAAUCCAAAACCACGGCAAGAGCAACAUCCUGUGGAAGAGGGUGAAGGUUAUCGAGGAGAUGGAGCCACCUCAAGAUGUAGAGGCAUGGGUGAACAAUGUGUCUGGAAGCCCAGAAGUGUUCCCAAUGUCGGACUACCCCGAGAAGCUGAGCGGCUCCAGGAGUCACCUGGAUGAUGAGAGCACCAACUAUGACAAACCCCCCUACAACUACACCCCUCAGCCUGCAGAAGAGAACAUGCCUCUGCAAAAUGGAGCUCCCUACAGCAGUAUCUCAGAGGUGGCCAGCUCUCGUGGAAAGCCCAAAAAGAGACGAGCAGGCCGGCCGCGCCGGGCCGACGGACAGGAGUACGAAACGGACUACAACUCCUCCGGAGACGAGCUGGACGACGACGACUUCGACAGUGAAUACCCUCCCAUAAGAAACGAGGUGGAGCGCAAUAACUACAAACGUGAUUUUGAUCGCGAACACCAGGAGUACAAAGACCUGCAGGCGGAGCUGGACGCCCUCAAUAAGGGUCUGUCAGACCUCGACCGAGAGCUGGACGACCUGCAGGAGGGCAGCCCACAGUUCCUGGAUGCUUUGGAUGAGUACAACAGGAUGAAGAACAGUAAGAAGUCUCCAGACUAUCUGGUGAAGAAGCGCAGGUGUAAAUAUCUGAAGUCCAAACUGAACCACAUCAAGAAGAUGGUCAGUGAUUUCGACCGCAGAGCCUGAACAACUACUUGUGGAUCUUACGCAUGUCCGAGAUGAAAAGAUGGCACUAAAUCUUGUUGGGGUGAAAUGUUUGAGGAUUUCAGACAACAGAGGAGGAGGUACACUGAUGUCGAACACAGAAGUCUCCAAAACAGUGUCUGAGCUGUUAGCUGGUGAAACAUUGCAAUGGUUGUUUUCUACUUUUGAGACACAGAAAACAAAGAUUCCCUCUUGUGUUAUGACACUGUUUGUAUUACGAGUAUCACCUGCCGUAGAUACUGUUAUAUGUAUUUAUUUUGCUUCAUGUUAUGUGAAAUCAGCUAUAAGAGGAGGUUAAGCUACUACAUAGUGGAGGGAACACAAAACUAAACUGUUUGUUUUUUUAAUUGCUCUUUUUACGUUGAUUUAUUAUGAGAUUCCUUUUUAUGAUGAUUCACAUUUCUUGCAAUAUCGAUGUAAAUAUGUGGGAAACGCUGCAAUUUUUAAUGAUUUUAGCAAAGUGUGUUACGGUGUGUUACUUUAUGGAUGGUAGAACAAACAGACCUUUUUAAAUAUAUGUUUAAUGCAUACUGAUGUACUUUUAAAAUGAUUUGAUCACUCUUUUUUAUUAUAAUAAAUACAUUUUAUUGAACUUUU
Trematomus bernacchii (emerald rockcod) is the source of this 2252-nucleotide messenger RNA. It is a transcript of the gene oclna, whose product is annotated as occludin a. NCBI's taxonomy places the organism in Eukaryota, Metazoa, Chordata, Actinopteri, Perciformes, Nototheniidae. The coding region runs from base 120 to 1637 and encodes 505 amino acids. Gene Ontology annotation, cellular component: apical plasma membrane; cytoplasmic vesicle; bicellular tight junction. The transcript is spliced from 9 exons. The record is from RefSeq and is a predicted model, not a curated record. Gene Ontology annotation, biological process: bicellular tight junction assembly.